Molecule: messenger RNA, 852 nt
Organism: Parastagonospora nodorum SN15
Lineage: Eukaryota; Fungi; Ascomycota; Dothideomycetes; Pleosporales; Phaeosphaeriaceae
Exons: 2
Coding region: 1-852 (283 amino acids)
Source: RefSeq, a predicted model, not a curated record
AUGAUUGAGCUUUCCACGCGCACCAAAGCGUCCUACACCUAUGUCAAGGACUGGAUGAUGCUUCGCGAGUGUGUCGCAGGAUGCCUUGGCUCUCUCCAAACUACCUCACACCAAAACGUCCGAUUAAAGCUGCGGCUUCCUGAAGGCUCUCCAGCCAAAUUCGUCAAGAUCAGUGGUGCCCUUCAGAUCACCAAACGAGCGACUGGAAGAGAUGCGGAAGCUUCUUUGGGUGAUUUACGCUUUGGCGACAAGAGAGAUAUCCUUGUUCAGCUUGUCAUUGCCCCAGACACUGGCUCACCCGAGCAAGUUCCACAAGAUCCUUGGGAAUCGAUUGUGUCUGGCUUGGAAGCAUUAGGUGGACCACUAGACCAAGACGAGUCACGCACACUCAGCGUCGAAGAGGUGCCCUUAAUCCAAGCUGAUCUCACAUAUGGAGACAUCUUACGCGAAGGCCAUCGCCGCAACGAUGCUUCCAGCGCCACAGGAAGCACCGGCGAUUCUUCACCCACUACCAACAGCAACAGCGGGGAGAUGCGACCCCGUACGCCCUCGCCCCACGCCGAUAGCCCCUUCACUCCUGCAGCGGGUAUUGACGCGCGAACCAUGCACGCCCUCGAUGCCGAGCUCGAAUCUAGCCUGGAAUGGAUCAACCACCCUGCCGUCUUUGGUAGAGACUCGCGCAAGGCGGUAUUGCAGGCCAUCGGCGUGAUAUCCUCACAACGCGCAUACACCUUCCGAUCACCUUCCGAAUCGCUUUGGGCGGAACGAAUUACGGGCGUCAAACGUCUGUCAGAGCGCUCACGAUUAUGGCGCGAGUCUGGUGACCAAGAAGCGCUCAUGGAAGAGAACUAG